CAGUACGUUAUCUUGCAUUUCGAACUCCCCACGAAUGUUUUUGAUAUUCAGUGCUAUCUUUUACUGACAGCAUCGUCAAAUGCACACGUGACAAAUGGCCUUGCCUUGCAUAAAGCGUUUCUACAUUCUACAAUGUCGGUCAUACAAUGUUUCUACGACGAUACAUGUAAUGUGUGUUGUGCACUUCUGGCUAUCAUCACCUUCUUUCUGGGAGUAUUUGUAAGUGCAAUGCUUGCAUUGUGUCGUUCCUGGGGAUGCCGUAGUAACUGUCUAGGCCGUACCAAGAAACUAUGCAUUGUGGCUUAUAACAGUUCGACCCUCGACAAGGUUAGAGAUCACAUGGAGUUCUUGGAGUUCGAGGGAGAAAAUAUAGACAUUGAGGAGCUCCAACUGGAAACUACAGAUAGUAAACCUAACUUCAGUCGCAUCAAGUACGUGCUAUGUUGUGUAGAGCAGACAUCCGGAAGGACAAUCAUACUCUCCGAUAACGAACCGGACCAGCUUGGAGCUAUUACUGCCCACGCGAAAAUGGCCAAAGCCCACUGCGCCAUCCUUGUGCUAGGUACACGGGACCCUCCAAACGGACAACUCUACGAUGAGACCCAACUGGAUGAUUUAAUGACUAGUCAAACGAGACUUAAAGAAUACAGCGACUCCAAGAGAUUGUUCAGCUUUAGCAGUGCCUUAAACGACAAUCAAAAGAGUGCUAUCAUGGAAUGGCUUGGACUCAAAAGUCAAAGUGUCAAUGGAAGAAAUCAGAUUAGUGACAGUUUUGUGAAGAAUCCGGAAUGAAUUAAAACUACCGCGUAAAUUGUUCCAGGUUAGUCAAUAACAAUACUCCAAGAUAUUACUUGAGCACAUCUUCGUGGACUACCCGUAUGAAAAUAUGUACAAGAUCGCUUUAAUGAUAUUCUACAAUGGUAAAACGCAAAUUUAAAGCUUCUCUUAUUAGCCUACCGGUGAGCUUUCUCACUUUCUUAAUAAAUAUUUUUCAAGUAAAGCUGUCUAAUGACUGUUCCUUCAUUAUCGUUGUCAAGUAUAAACAUUAUAGUAGCCGCAAAUAUCUGUUACAAAAAAGGAACACAAGAACAACUAAUUAUCAGUUGUGGGAAUAAAAAGUGUAAUUUGUUGUCAGGUGACAAAAAAUAUAGUUUUGAAGUUAUUCCCCGCGUGGUAAGAAAUUAUAUUUGUACACAUAAAU
Molecule: messenger RNA, 1201 nt
Organism: Branchiostoma belcheri (Belcher's lancelet)
Lineage: Eukaryota; Metazoa; Chordata; Leptocardii; Amphioxiformes; Branchiostomatidae
Exons: 3
Coding region: 133-792 (219 amino acids)
Source: RefSeq, a predicted model, not a curated record